AAGCAGCAGCGGCUCGGCACAGAACGUCAAGCAGCUUGAGCCACGCCGGAGAACCCGCACCACUGGCCGCCAGAGGCGUGCGCAACCUCGGCGGAAGUGCUCCAAGAGUAGAGGACCAUUUGUUGGAUUAGACAUUUAUUUAAACCUCUCAGCUUGGGCGACAGCGAAGUGUUUUCCGGUUCAAUUUGGGAGUAGUGUAAGCGGUGGUGGUGUCGGUGAGUUCAGGGAGGAAGAUGCAGUUGUGUAGCCGCUCGGUGCGCCGCGGAGUCCGACGCCGAUGCUGGUGAUGCCCCCCGCCGUGCGGGGAUCACCAGUGCCCAGCAGCAAUAGCGGGAGGAGGAAGAGGAGGAGGAGGAGGGCGGCAAAACAGGGCGGUCGAAGACGAUGAGUUUGAGCUCGAGAUCAUGGCUAACGGAACCGGUACUAUCAUGUUAAAAUGUGUCGUGGUCGGUGACGGCGCUGUGGGAAAAACGUGUCUUCUCAUGAGCUACGCCAAUGACGCCUUUCCAGAGGAAUAUGUUCCAACAGUUUUUGAUCAUUAUGCAGUGAGUGUCAAUGUUGGAGGAAAACAGUACUUGUUGGGACUGUACGACACAGCCGGUCAGGAGGAUUAUGACCGACUGAGGCCAUUGUCCUACCCGAUGACCGAUGUCUUUCUCAUCUGCUUCUCUGUGGUUAACCCUGCCAGUUUCCAGAACGUGCGUGAAGAAUGGGUGCCUGAGUUGCAGGAGUAUGCACCCAGUGUCCCCUAUCUGCUCAUUGGCACCCAGAUUGAUCUACGUGACGAUCCCAAGACCAUCGCCAAACUGAACAAUAUGAAGGAGAAACCUAUAGCGACUGAGCAAGGCCAGAAACUGGCAAAGGAGAUUGGUGCCUGUUGCUAUGUGGAAUGUUCCGCACUGACCCAGAAAGGCCUGAAGACAGUGUUUGAUGAGGCCAUCAUUGCCAUUUUGGCUCCCAAGAGAAAGAAAGGAGCUCUGAAGAGAAGACUGGGGCCCCAUUGCAUCAACUGCUGCCUAAUCACAUGAUACAUACACACGCCAUCAUUUAGCGGCAAACUAUACAUGUGUGUUGGACUUACAGAAUGAUGUCAAUUGAGCACAGACAAAGAAGAGCGCUGAAGGGUUCACUUCCAAGCUGCAACGCACUCGAAAGUUUAUGACUUUGAAAAAAAGGAGCACAAAACUCAAGAGACUGUAUGUUUGCAUUAGAAACGGUAGUUGUUUUUUUUUUUGCUUGAUUUAAAAAAAUGACUUCACACUAUGAAUAUAUAUUCACUUUUGAUGCCAUCAAGAGAAGCACAGUUAGCACUCAUGCCCAUUGUUGUGCUGCCAGUUUCCCUCAUUUGUCAGGUGACAACCGAUACAGUAAAGCAGGGUUUUUCAAAGUGUGAAGUAAAGUCUUGCCAGGAAGCCACCAGGAGAUUUCAGGGGAAAUGCAACAGCUUCAGCAAAAAGAAGAAAAUAAUUGAUUUCAAAUCUGCUAUGCUAACUCAGUUGUCACAAUUAAAUUUGCUUUUUAGCUCCUACAGUGAGUGCCUAGAGCAGGAGUGUCCAAAGUGGGGACUUAGGGGGGGUCAUUUGCGGCCCGUAGCUGUUUUAAAUAUAAUUUAAAAAUAUAAUAAUUAAUAAUUAAUUAAUAAUUAAUAAUUUAGUAAGAAAACCAAAAAACAAAAACAGCAGCAAAAAAAUGACAAAUCUGCAGUAAUUUUAGAAGAAUAAAGUCAAAAUACUGAGAAAAAGUCGUAUUCUAACAAGAAAAAAGUCAAAAUUUUAUGAGAAUAACCUCUUAGUAUGAGGAAAAAUAAUGUCAUUUUAGUGGCAGAGAGUGGAAAUAUAAAAAGUCGUAACAACAAACAAAACAAAAUAAAGUUGCAAUUUUUGGAGAAUUAGGUUGGAGGGAAAGUUAUAACGAUCCGUUUUAAUAACGAUUUGUAUCAUGAUUCGUGGUUGCCGAUGUGAUUCAAGGACGAUAUUGGUUCAUUUAGAAUGAUACAAUACGAUACAAAACAAUUCAGUAACUUAAGUCAUUUCAGUAGCUUUUUACCCAAAAAUUCUACCAGUGUGAUUGUGAAAUAAAUACCUGGAUGCUGGGCAGUUCAGGUGAAGUUUCAUAGAUUCCUGUUGUUUUUUGUAAGGGAAUCAGGGAUAAAUUAAUUCUGAAUAUAAGCAAACAAGUAAACAACGGCAAAUGCGUUCUCAUUUUAUUUGAAUGAAGUGCACGCAACACUUCAAUGUUCAAUAGAUUUUCAAUAAAAGUACAAUAAGUGCAGUAAAAGCUGACGUUACCUUGCGCUGCUGCUGCAGCGGGAACGAGAGGUGCCUGGACGGUCAGCGUUGUGUGAAAUCCGAUGGCGCCUUAGUAGGUGGCUGGAGAGAUUUGUAGUGUUGCCAUGUAUUUUACCUGACCUUUAUAUAUCCUACAAACAGCGAGCGACUAAUUUAGAACAGCUCCCUUUUUGCAAAAGCCAAAGUGUUUCCACACACUGGAGCGCAUGGUGGCUUAAUUAUUUCUCACCUGCCAGUUUGUCCUCUGCCAUCUGCCAUGCUACGUUUUGUUGUCUAGUAAUGUUUAACAUCUUUAUCAUUAAAAGUGCUAAAAAAAAAACUACAUCCACAUAACAUAUCUGCCGAUUGAUUGCCUUUUAAACAGUGUUUGUUCGAUAUGUCGUCCGGAAUGGCAACUUUCCAAACACAGAUCAAUUUAGUUGGACCACAGGAAUAUAAGUCGAUACAUCGACGUAAUAGAUGAGUCGCUAUGCCCCUAAUAUUAUGGGAAUCAAGUAAAAAUAUGGGAAUAAAGUGAGAAUAUUAUGAGAAGAAAAUGUAGAAUUUUUGUUUUUAAGUUGAAAAAAAUGUAUUUAAUCUAUAUAUCAAAGCUGAGAAGUUUUUCUUCAAGUAUAUGUAAGUUCAUAGCAUAUCUACAUCUGUUGCACAAAAUAUCAAAGUGACGUUUGCAUCCUUUCAUUUUGCAGUAUGUGGCCCUUAGUGGAAAACGUUUGGACACCCCUGGACGAAACUCUGGAGUAACCAAAAAAACAGAAAAUAUGCUCCUGAAAAUCUUUGUUUGUGGUGUAGGGGAGGCCCCAGCCAUUUAUUUUUUCUGCCACACUUUAAAGACCGCUGGAUGAAACCAGAAAUCAGAAAGUGACAUGUUGUAUCAACAAAGUAUUUUGGACCUAGAGUUGUCUAUUUUUAACGUUAACGUUUUGUUUUGAAUUUUGGUCAUGCAAUAGUGUGUACUUUUAUUACUUUUAGGGUGUCAAAGGAGGAUAGACAGAUUAUCUUUUAGAAAUGAUGCAUAUAUAA
Messenger RNA from Dunckerocampus dactyliophorus (ringed pipefish), 3308 nucleotides. It is a transcript of the gene rhoq, whose product is annotated as ras homolog family member Q. Gene Ontology annotation, molecular function: GTP binding; GTPase activity. Gene Ontology annotation, biological process: small GTPase-mediated signal transduction; cortical actin cytoskeleton organization. Lineage: Eukaryota; Metazoa; Chordata; Actinopteri; Syngnathiformes; Syngnathidae. The transcript has 5 exons. The coding region runs from base 405 to 1028 and encodes 207 amino acids. The record is from RefSeq and is a predicted model, not a curated record.